Messenger RNA from Drosophila suzukii, 2545 nucleotides. It is a transcript of the gene beat-IV, whose product is annotated as beaten path IV. NCBI's taxonomy places the organism in Eukaryota, Metazoa, Arthropoda, Insecta, Diptera, Drosophilidae. The record is from RefSeq and is a predicted model, not a curated record.
CACAAGUGAGACAAAACCGAGUUUAAUGAGCUGGCUGCAGCCGGAACACAUGAGACUGCCGCAGCACUUGUCCCUGGCCAACAACGGAUCGAGGCAACUAUUAAUGGCAACAGGCUGGAAGUUUAUGCGAAAAGUUUCUGAAAGUAAUACGCAGAGAAAACACAAACCGAGCUAAGUCCUCCCAUCAAGCAACAAUAAAAUCGCUGGGGAAAAGCGCUUAAAUCAGCACAAGAAACCGAAAGGAACCGGGCGAGGAGGAAGAAAUCCGCAGAAAACUUUUCCGGCAACGGAUUUCCAUUCUCCCGAGCACCGGCAUCACCAUCACCAUCAUCAUCAUCAUCGUCCCACAGCUCCGUUGUUAUUGUUUCGCCAAGGAUUACAUAUUAUGCGAUAAACAUGAAAUACACAAACGAUACACGACUCAUUGUGUUCAUUUGCUGUUUGCUGCAAGGUUUUGCUGUGGGCCUGCGCAUGAUAAAGGUAUCCAUUCCCGCCUACAAGCUGCGCGGCGAGUCCGCCUUCCUGGAGUGCCAGUAUGAGCUCAAUAGGACACAUCACACGGUCACGGGUGUGCAGAGUCACUCGGAGCAUGACCACGCCCAUGGGCACCAGAGUCAUGGCGGAGAGUUCCACUACCCGGAUGGUGGCGAGGGGCUGGAGGAGGACCGGUCGCCAUACCGCUCCCGGAUGCGCCAGAAUCAGCGGCAACAUGGCCAGCGCCAACGGCAGCGUGAGCCCAUCGCCAUGCGGCAGUACCAGAGUCAACAGAGCCACCAGCUGCCGCCAGCUCCGCCGGAGAAGUCGCCCUACGGGCACAGUGUCUACCGGGGCAGUGCCGCCUCCGGAUAUCUGGGUGCUGCCCACGUGGGCGCCAGCACCCACAGCGGUUCCGUGUCCGUGAGCAGCAACGGAGGCGGUGGCGGCGGCGGUAACGGCGGUCCGGCGGCCUAUAUGCCCGAGUUCGAUCGGGCGGACAGCUUCGACGACAGCAUCGACCGCGAGGAGGAGGACGAAGAGGAGGAGGAGGAGCAGCGCGAGGAGGGCGAGGCCCUGUACGCCAUCAAGUGGUACAAGGACAACGAGGAGUUCUACCGCUAUGUGCCAAAGGCCCGGCCGCCGAAGACCAGCUACCGGGUGGACGGGGUUCGAGUCAUUGAGGAGCUCUCGGACGCGAGUCGCGUGCUGCUCCGCGGACUGACCCUCAACUCCACCGGACUGUACCGCUGCGAGGUGUCCGCCGAGGCGCCCAACUUCUCCUCCGUUCAGGGCGAGGGGCGGAUGGACAUUGUGUUUCUGCCCCGCGAUGGACCACACAUAAGGGGACAGCAGUAUCAGUAUCAGAUCGGCGAAUACUUGUAUUUGAAUUGCACGUCGGGCAAAUCACAUCCGGCCUCGCAUUUGCAGUGGUUUGUCAACGAGCAGCCGAUCCUGGACGAGCACUACCUGCACAAAUACAACGACAUCGUGCACAAACACGGGCUAAUCACCUCGACUCUGGGCCUGCAGCUGCCGCUGGAGCCGCGCCACUUCCACGAGGGCGACAUGCGCGUCAAGUGCCUGGCCAGCAUAUCGCCGGUGCUGUGGAAGGGGGGCAAGGAGAGCGUCCUGCAGCGGCGACCGGGGAUCAUCGACAACCGCGAGGCCAUGCUGCUGGUAAAAGGUGCAGCUGGCCACUCGGAGAGCAGCUUGCUCAGGACACUGACCAUCGCCAUCAUUCUGGCCAGAACAGGGCAGUGGCUACUUGGCUCUGAACUGACCUAAGCCAGUCCCAGAAGAUGGCCAGCACCCCAUUCGACUCGUUUCAAUUAACAAGCAUUCAUUUCAAUUCAAUUCAAUUGCAAUUGCAGAGCAUAAAUGGUGAUUUUGUAUACUUUAAGUGUAAUAUCCUUAGUUCUUAAGCGGCAAGGAAAAAACAAAAAACAGACAAAUUGGGUAAAUGUGUUAUAGCAUGUAAAAAUCAUUAAGCAACGCGAGAGGAAACGAGUUAAAUAGUAUUAAAGGCAAACAAAAAGAAGAACAAAAUAGAGAAACUCCUGUGCGCAGAGACACACAGAAUUCAAUUAGCAAAAUUGUUGAGUAACUAAAUUCCAAUCCCAUAUAUAUGACAUAUCCCCGCCCAUCGUCCCCGGAAAUCAAGCCCAGCUGAGGGUUCGUUGUGCGUAAUUUCUAUGUAAAUACUUGAAUGGUAGGAAUAAAGUCUGGGGCAAACUUUGGACUUCUGUCAAAUAAUGUCUGAGUGGCAUCAAUUUCGAAUGGUAGCUGGAAACUUUGCCAUAACAGAUGCUAAAACUACAUAAUUGCAAAGAGCAAAAAUAACGAAAAACAAAAACCAAGGGGGGAAAGUAAGCUGGAAAAGUGCUCUUCUCCCCUCCUUUAGUUACGAUUCCGGCAAGUAUUUGCUUCCUGACUCCGAAAAGUAUUUCCAAUUGUAUUUAGUUUUGUAAAUUAAGUCCGUGGGGAAGAAGCUCGAAAGGAAUUAAAUUGUUGAUGGAUCAAUUACUGGAGUUUAGUUGUCGCACAUCCUAGUCGUACGAACUGUAUAAAA